GCCGUCCUCGGCCCGGCCGCCGCGCCGCCAGCUGCUCGUCCUUCGUCCCCGGGCCGCGGCGAUGUUCAACCGCGCCGUGAGCAGGCUGAGCAGGAAGCGGCCGCCGUCAGACAUCCACGACAGUGAUGGUAGUUCCAGCAGCAGCCACCAGAGCCUCAAGAGCACAGCCAAAUGGGCAGCUUCCCUGGAGAAUCUGCUGGAAGACCCAGAAGGCGUGAAAAGAUUUAGGGAAUUUUUAAAAAAGGAAUUCAGUGAAGAAAAUGUUUUGUUUUGGCUAGCAUGUGAAGAUUUUAAGAAAACACAAGAUAAGAAGCAGAUGCAGGAAAAGGCAAAGGAGAUCUACAUGACUUUUCUGUCCAGUAAGGCCUCGUCACAAGUCAACGUAGAGGGACAGUCUCGGCUCAAUGAAAAGAUCCUGGAAGAACCACACCCUCUGAUGUUUCAGAAACUCCAGGACCAGAUCUUCAAUCUCAUGAAGUAUGACAGCUACAGCCGCUUCUUAAAGUCUGACUUGUUUUUAAAACACAAGCGUACCGAGGAAGAGGAAGACGAUCCUUCUGAUGCUCAGACUGCAGCUAAAAGAGCUUCCAGAAUUUAUAACACAUGAGCCUCCAAAGAGCCAGGACUGGCAGCUUUAAGAAGCAAAGGAACUUACUCUCAGGACUGUUGCAGGGUUUAUAAUUGCUUUGUUAUUUGCAAAGACUGAAACAUACAAAACCCUUCAAUGGGAUAUGUGUAUUUUAUUAACUGCUUGACCAGUAAGUUUUGCAUGAUGGCUAAUCUUACAUAAAAAACAAAUAGCUUUGAAGUUUCAGUUCACAAAACAAA
Galeopterus variegatus (Sunda flying lemur) is the source of this 828-nucleotide messenger RNA. It is a transcript of the gene RGS10, whose product is annotated as regulator of G-protein signaling 10. The transcript has 5 exons. The record is from RefSeq and is a predicted model, not a curated record. Gene Ontology annotation, biological process: regulation of G protein-coupled receptor signaling pathway. Gene Ontology annotation, molecular function: GTPase activator activity; G-protein alpha-subunit binding. Lineage: Eukaryota; Metazoa; Chordata; Mammalia; Dermoptera; Cynocephalidae. The coding region runs from base 62 to 607 and encodes 181 amino acids.